UAGUAAAAUAAGCAAAAGAAGAGCAGGUACUUACAGUAACACAUGUCAUCCUCUUGCAUAAAGAAAGAGCCAAGUGUACCUGUACCGGCAGCUUCAUCUUCCAUAUAAUUCUGCGGAAGAACGAGGCCAAUUUACCAUCCAACAAACCUAAAGAGUUUACACAGAGAGAAUCAAUGGCGAAGAGCAAAGACGAUAUAAAGUAUGGAACCGCACAGGCAAAGCUAUCUUAAGACGAAACUCUGCGGGUCAGGUACAAGCACGGCACGCCACUUGAAGGAGGAAAGAUUGCUGAUUCUGAACCAGUCGAUCUCUUCUCCAGCGCCCGCAACAUUAAUGAUUCAUCUCAUGAUCAACAUCAUCGUUCUUCUGAAACUUAUCAAUCUCAGUCGCAUCCUCGACCUGACAGUAAAGAAGCUGAAGGUGGAGGAAAGUUUCAAAGCUCUAACACCAAAAACUCUGGUUGAAGAUUAUGUAAAGAUCAGAGAUGAACGAGAGAUUUAGCUGUUUUUUUUCCCUGCUGUUACUUGCUUUCGUUUCCA
Molecule: messenger RNA, 539 nt
Organism: Mangifera indica (mango)
Lineage: Eukaryota; Viridiplantae; Streptophyta; Magnoliopsida; Sapindales; Anacardiaceae
Product: SEED MATURATION PROTEIN 1
Exons: 1
Biological process (GO): seed dormancy process
Source: RefSeq, a predicted model, not a curated record